Messenger RNA from Acytostelium subglobosum LB1, 2970 nucleotides. RefSeq lists its product as hypothetical. The coding region runs from base 1 to 2970 and encodes 989 amino acids. Gene Ontology annotation, cellular component: endoplasmic reticulum; membrane. Gene Ontology annotation, molecular function: long-chain fatty acid-CoA ligase activity. The record is from RefSeq and is a predicted model, not a curated record. The transcript is spliced from 2 exons. Lineage: Eukaryota; Evosea; Eumycetozoa; Acytosteliales; Acytosteliaceae.
AUGGCUGAUACUAUUACACCAACUACAACAACUACCACCACUACCACCACAACUACCACCACACCAUCAUCAUCAACUAGUGGACCUAGGUUGGCACAUGGUCUGCCAUUGAUCGACCCACAGCCACAACAUGCUGAUGAGCAUGGAGUGUUGCCAGAGCCAAUCGCGAUGCCAGCAACUAUUGUUGACGGCUUCCAGACGACUUUGCAACGAUUCCCCCAUAACUUGGCCAUUCAGGUCAAGCGUAAUGGCAAGUGGGUCAAGUGGACUUGGACCAAGUACCACGAGGACAUCUACUCGGCCGCCAAGUCCUUUGUCAAGCUGGGCAUGAAGCAGGGCGCCGGCGUCAACAUCAUCGGAUUCAACUCACCAGAGUGGCACAUCUCGCAUCUGGGCGCCAUCUACGCGGGCGGUCUGCCCACGGGCAUCUACACCACCAGCUCGACACCACAGUGCGAGUACUUUGCCUCGCACUCUGAGGCCAUGGUCAUCUGUGUGGAGAACGAGCAGCAGCUGGCCAAGUACGACGCGAUCAAGGCUAGUCUACCAAACGUCAAGGCCUACAUCGUGAUGGACCCGACCGACGCCAACGCCACAUUCCCCGAGGGCACCUACACGUGGGCGCAGUUCAUGGAGCUGGGUCGCACCGUGCCCGACAGCGAAAUCGAUCGCAUCUCAAGCACCAUCACACCAGACACGCUCUGCACCCUGAUCUACACCAGUGGCACCACUGGCAUGCCCAAGGGUUGCAUGAUCUCUCAGCGCAAUGUUGCCUGGACUGUGCACACCCUUGGUAGCAUCGUCCUUCAUCCAAAGACUGGUCACAACGAGCGUAUGAUCUCAUAUCUCCCACUCAGUCACGUUGCCGAGCAGGUCGUAUCCCUAUACGCACCACUCAUCUUUGGUUUCUCCGUCUCCUUCGCUGACAGGAAUGCACUCCAGGGUACACUCUUGGAUACAUUGCUCGAGGUCAAGCCAACAUUGUUCUUUGGUGUACCAAGAGUUUGGGAGAAGAUUCAACAUAGAGUGUCUCAGUUGAUGAGCCAAGGUGGCCCAAUUAAGAAGAAGUUGGUCGGAUGGGCAAAGGCAAAGGGUUUGAAGGGUGGCUACAAGGCACAGCGUGGCGAGAAGAAGCCAUCUGGAUAUGGUCUGGCCAGGACAUUGGUCUUCAAGAAGGUGUUGAAGAACUUGGGUCUGUCACACUGCCGCUUCAUGGCCUCCACUGCCGCCCCAAUCAGCAAGGACACACUGGACUUCUUCUUGUCGAUUGGCAUCACUAUCACUGAGGCUUACGGUAUGUCUGAGCUCACCGGUCCACAGUCGAUCGGCUUCCCAGACACCAAGACUGGCAGCAUUGGAAAGACCUUGCCAGGCUCCAUCGUCAAGUUGAACGAGGGCGACAAUGAGAUCCUGAUCAAGGGUCCAAACUGUUUCCCAGGCUAUUUCAAGAACCCAGAGGCCACCAAGGAGACCAUCGACCAGGAUGGUUGGUUGCACACUGGAGACAUUGGAUACGUCGAUGAGGCCGGCUACCUCUUCAUCACCGAUCGUAAGAAGGAGCUGAUCAUCACUGCUGGUGGAGAGAACAUCGCCCCAUCGUUGCUUGAGGGAUACCUGCGCCAGGUGCCCGAGAUUGGCAUGGCCGUCAUUGUUGGAGAUCGCCAGAAGUACCUUGUUUGUCUGCUGUCGAUCAGUGCCGUCGCACUCAAGAACGUCAACUAUGGCCAUCCAGCCCCCGCCUCCAUUGAGGAUGCCAUCGCCGACAAGCACUUCAACGCCUACAUCGAGAGCAAGAUCACAGAGAUCAACACUAGACUGCCACAAGUGUCCACGAUCAAGAAGUUCAAGAUCGUGCCAAAGGAGUUCACCGACCAGGGUGUCGACGCCGAGCUCACCCCAACCCAGAAGCUCAAGCGCCGUGUCAUCCUCACCAAGUACGAGCCAUUGAUACGCGAGAUGUACGGCGAUCAGUACGCCGAGGGUGCAUUCAUUGUCGUGCCAGGCCAGGCCAAGCCAGCUGCCACCACCGAGGCCGUCAUCCCACCAGUUGUCGUCGCACCAAUCGUCGUCGCCGAGCCAGCACCAGUCGUCGUGGCACCAGUUCCAGUCGUCGUCUUCGCUGAGCCAGCACCAGCAGUCGUCGUCGCCGUCCCAGCAGUCGUUGUUGUUGAUGAGGCUGCCGCAGUGGCCAACGAGAACAAAUCAAGAUCAUCAUCGACUUCAUCAUCUUCAUCAUCCACUUCCGACUCUUCUUCAUCAUCCAAGAAGGAGACAGUGGAGGAGCCAGCAGGACCAGUUGUCGUUGUGGCAGAGGUCCAAGAGAUCCCAGUUGCUCAGCCACUUGGUGAGACUGGAGUGUUUGCCCUCCCACCAAACGGCAUUGCUGUUGCCGUUGUCGACGCACCAUUGGAGGAGCCAAUCCAAGUCGAGGUUCCAGCUCCAGUUGUCGAGGAGCCAGUCGUCAUCGUCGCCGAGGUCAAGGUCGAGGAGCCAGUUGCCGUUGUCGAGGAGCCAACCCCAGUUGUAGAGGAGCCUGUUGUCAUCGUUGCUGAGGUCAAAGUUGAGGAGCCAGUUGCCGUUGUCGAGGAGCCAGCCGUCGUCGUUGUUUCCCCGGUCGUCCAGGAGCCAACCCCAGUUGUCGAGGAGCCAGUCGUCGUCGUUGCCGAGAUCAAGGUCGAAGAGCCAGUUGCCGUUGUCGAGGCGCCAGUGGCUGUUGUCGAGGAGGUAGUAGUUGUUGCCGAGGUUAAGGUCGAGGAGCCAGUCGAGGCUGAGCCAGAGGUGUUGAAGGUUGAGGUUGCCCUGCCGGACCGCACGGCCGAUGCUCCCAAUGGAGACGGUCACUCAUCAUCAGACUCAUCAUCAGACAGCUCAACCAGCUACACCAGCAGCAGCAGCAGCGACAGCGAGGACUACUCAAGCACCAGCGAUGAUUCCAGCGAAGACGAGGCAAAGCCAACCGAGCAACAGUAA